UGUUAUGGAUAUGUCUUUUGGUGGCAAGUGCUAUCAAGUUUUCAGAAGGAUCAAACGAUAAACUUGCUUCUGCCCAACCUUGUCAAGGUAGUGGUGAACCCUGUAUUGAGUUUGUUACCCAACCAAGAGCUACCCUCUGUUCAGAAUACACAGACCUUCAAUUAUCUAAUGCUAGAAGAGAAUGGGUACCUCAUCCUGAACAAGAAGAAAUAGACAAUUUUGGUGACCUAUAUUUGUGGUGGAUUGAACAAGGCACAGCCCGUCGUCUGUGUUGUGAUGUCAAGAUUUCAGAGCCCCUAUUGAUUGGGACUGUAAAGUUGCAGUGGUACUACUACGAAGAGUUGGGGUCCUUUGGCUCUGCUGAUUACACUGUUAUACAGAACAACGAAGACUACGACGUGACGCAGGAAGUCAGAGAAGCAAGGAAUAGAGUUUUUGGGCAUCUUGAAAUCAAGGAUGGGACAGCGAAGAGGGAAGGCGCGUACGCGUGCCGCGUAACCGCUAACACUUUAGCACCUGCUGGUGUAAACAAUGCUCAGGCUCUCUCUAUCGGGAGGAUAUCAGAACCGAUUGUUGUCAAAGUUUACUCUGAACAGCUAGAGUUUGAAGAUGAUGAUGCUUUCCACGAUAAACACAAGGCUAAAAUGAUAGAAGAUUACGUUACAAAGAACUAUGUAGAUAUAAGCUAUAAAGUAAAGUCAGUCAACCCUAAGAGGGAGUUGAUAGUCACUGUGGAAACUGAUGAUACCAUUUUGCAGUACCUGGACAUUCGCGCGAAACAAAUGAUGUAUAUUUCUCUGUUCGGCGAUACUGACUACGAACAAGGGGUUUCUAAACAUUUCACCGUCUCCGUUUACUAUGAGGGAGAAGAAAAUAACAAAUUACAAAGAACUUGGACCGUUUCAGGACCUUAUGUGAAGGAGUUGGUCAGUACAAUAUUCCGGCCGGAUUUAGACCAAAGUAAGGAGGAAUUUGAGAAGCCCUUCUCUUACUUCGUUCUUGGAUCUUGUGAGAGCUUCGUCUACAGAGUUCACUUUGACGGCGGAGAGGAACAAGUUCUCAGUUUCAACGGGGAAUUCUCCGACACUUACAAAGAAAUCGAGUAUCAAAGUUAUACGUUGAAGUACAGAUUCAUGAACAAGUACUCCUCCGGAGAUCUACGAGAGAAGAAUGCAUUUGUAGAAUUGAGCUUAUCAAGAUCAUACUACCACAUCAACAGCAGCUAUACUGGAACCACGGAUUUGGAUAUAAACGUUGGUUGUGAGGGUGACGCCAAUAAAGAGAUUGGACCCGACAACAUCUUUUUCCUAGGACUGCCCCUGUUUCCUUCCGACAUUACUGUCCUUCGGCUAAACUGUCUCUCCUUCGACCAAUCAAGCCCGGAGUCUUACUUCGGACCUCUUACGGUGGGACGCAAAUCUCGGCAUCUCUGUUGCAAGACUCAGGGAAACCUCUACUCAAAUACUUAUCUCUGGUUUAACGGUGAAAUUGUUCAACCCGAUGAUCUUCAAGUUGUUCAACCUGGAAACGCUGAAAGAGAAGCAAUAAAAGACCUAGCAAUAAGACCCCUGUACGACGACGAGGCUGGUGAUGAUGUAAAGCGUUACACCUGGUUUCAGGAAACUGUUGGUUAUUAUCAGUGUUUUGUGGGCACGUACACUUAUGAGAUAGGAACUGGAGAUAAGCAACCCCGGUAUCCGGUUGUAAAACACAGAAACUACAAGAUGGGUUUCCAGAUAUCUCCAGAUUUCUUUCAUAAACAGUUGACUAUCGAUCUAACGAGAACAGAAAGCUUUAUACCCAGCCUCAUUCAGAAAGACCUGGCCCCACUCAUAAGACCUUCGCGGAAUGCUUAUACAGAAGGGGGUACGAAUGUUACCGCUUAUCAGAUCACCAAUCAGCUGGAGAAAGAGCUGACCGUAGUAAAAGGCAGCUGCGUAGGCUUGGUCGCCAUGGGGGUCGUCUUCCCGCAUGAGAAGAUAUCAUGGGAUGCAACAACCGGAACCAGCUCUGGAUCAAUGCUGUUCAGUAAUCGUGAGUGCAGUGAAACUUACGUGGGGGAGACUAUUCUCAAUACUAGCGAUGAUUACAAAUCCUUGAACCCAUCCUUUAAAUAUAGUUACGAUCCCUACGAUAAAGUUACCAUAGAAUCCCAAGUUUACGUGGGUUUCAUUAAUGAUGAGCAGAUUAUUGUGACAGUCAGUAUGGGAGGCGAUGACUCCAGGAAGAGAAAUGUUCAGAAGGAGUAUACCAUAACUAUCAAAGCUGUGGCCCCCUUUCUGGAUUUUCCGAAACUGCAGCAAGCCCCUGAUUUUAAUAGUGUAACCUGCACUGUCAAAGGUUACCCAAUAGAAAGUGUUACUAUAACUGCUAUCGAUAAAAAGAAGGCGACGACGGUUAUAGGCACUUAUGAUGUGAGGACAGAUGAAAAGGAAGAAAACGAAGUAGUUUUGUCCGCUUCAUUGAAAGAUAAUCUGAAGAAAGCGAAAUGUACAGCCUCCAACAGCCUAAUAGAACCAAGAAACCGAACUUCUCCUAUCACAGAACUCGCCUGGCCCAAGACAUCAUCUGGAAUGACUCUAAUUGUAGCGGCUGUUAUUGGAAUAGCACUUCUCGUUCUUAUAAUAUGGAUUGUUUGCGCGUGCGUUGCCAUGGCAAGACAUCCACAGACCAAGUUUGGAGAAGCUAUGUGCUGUAGAACAGGAGCUUACUCGCAGAUAGAAAAGAUCCCCAUGGACCCCUACAAGUUGGAGUACUUUACACUGAACCCAGGAGUUACCCUGGGAGGAGGUCACUUCGGUAUUGUCAGACGAGGAAACUGUACUGCCCUUAAAGAUAGGGCGGGUGAGAGAACUGAUAUCGCUAUUAAAGAGGUUAAACCCUGUAUAGACAGGAUGAGGAGAGAGGACGAUUUGAGACGAGAACGUGACAUUAUGAUGAGGUUGAGAUCUCACAGUAACGUACUGCGAAUAUACGGUUACACGGACGAACCUGAUCAGCUGGCUUUAGUCAUUGAGUUUGCUGCGUUCGGUAGUUUGGAUAAGCUUCUUAUAGAAGCAAGAAAGAUGAAGUCAGAUGGUUAUUUAAUGCCUAAUGAGCAGAUUGAAAACCCGAUAAAAGCGUUUGAGUCUAAGCAUAUUAUAGAAUUUAGCAGGCAAAUAUCUGAUGGGAUGGACUAUGUAGGCAGAAAUCAGAUUGUACAUCGUGAUCUGGCCGCAAGGAAUGUAGUAGUGUCAGGAGACGGCGGAGAUUACGUGUUAAAGAUAACAGACUUUGGUCUGGCUAGGGAAAUAAGCGACGAUGGGUUUUAUGAACGAGUAGAAGGAAAAGAAAUCCCAAUAAAAUGGACAGCACCAGAAAGUUUAAGAGGCAACAUUUACACCUCCAAAAGCGAUGUUUGGUCGUACGGGAUCACAUUAUGGGAGAUCUGUACCUUAGGGGGCGAGCCCUACGCUGGGUACAACAAUGCAGAAACCAUGGAGAAUGUGAGAACGGGGUAUCGGUUACAAAAGCCACCCUCCUGUAACAUUGAAUUGUAUGAGCUAAUGACGAGAUGUUGGCUUGAGUCCCCUGAAGAGAGACCUACCUUCGCGCACAUAUUAACUCAGCUUACUAGCUACUCUCAAAAACCAUCAGACUAUGUCCACAUAGAGAGUCUAUACGAAACAGACCUAAACCUAACACUGCGGCUCCAGACCCUGGAACCACCUCCCACCACCACCCCAAGCAACAACCACCACCCCUCCUCGCUGCCCCACACUCCUGUACGUGAGCACGGCGGUGGUGCUGGGUCACAUGACUCUUGUAACUCUCCGCGUGAUUAUCGCCAGCCCGAUGACGGACAACCCGCCGCGGGGUCCAUGGUCGAAAAUGAGUACACGGUGGAGCCGUCUACUUUACCUCAUAAUGAAGCCGUCUGAAAGGUGUUGGAGUUAGGAAUUUACUUUGUCAAACAAAAGUUUGUCUUGUUCGCUUGUUUCAAGGGAUAAAAGGGUCCGGGUCUGGAGUUACCAUCACGUGAUCAAAAGAAGCGCCGUAUUCUAGCUGGAUAAGAUCAUCCAACGGAUUGAUAUUGUCAAACCACUGAAAUCUGAAUCUUCAUUCGAAAUGAUGUAUCAUGAAGAGAUUACUAAAGGACGAAAUGAUUUCUAGAAUAUUAGUAUUUUGUUACUUUCCUUGCUCGAGAAAUUUAGCAUCUCUUUUCGAAUAUGAUAUCCAAGUUUUGUAUAUUAUGGGGAGCUGCAAGGACUAUUAUUUUAGUGAUAAAAUUAACUGAAAAUGAUUGGUAAAACUGAGGGAACAGGAAAUUAUUUCCUGGGAGAAUUACGUCAAGAAGUUAUGAUCGAACAAGCAUGCUAGGGGUCCCGUUGUUAUGGGCGCAUUGUAAUUUAUAUUUCUCUACCAUACUUUGUACCAACAAAUAUCCAAAAAGUAAAGAAAAAAUUGUAACUCGCAGUCGUUGUAGCCCCCUCCCCAAUUUCAAUUAUGCUAUCUUGAAUUCUUCUUGAACUCUGCAAUAUUUAAAUUUACGUUUUUGAAUGAACAAUUUAUAAUGAAAUUGUAAAGUGUGGAAAUUCUUUCUGACAUUUUUACUGUACAUUUACUUUCAUGAAAAACUUUGAGGAAUAAUAAGUUUUUAUAGCAUUUUAUUUUCUUAUUAUGGUUAAAUGUCUCUAAAUGCCACAAAAUCACCUUGCUUUUUGGCAUGUUUGAUUUUUAACGCAGUUUAUAUUACAUAUUAGUUUAUCAUAUAUAAUAGUGAUUCACAAUAUUAUUUUUAAUUCUGUAGGACUGAAUCGUCCCUCCAUUCAGGACUUUGAUUGCAUCGGAGUAUGCAGUUCAAUUACAAUAUUUUAGUUCAUUGCAAAUGGCUCACGAAAAUGUUAGUAAAAUCAUCGUAUUUUACCGUAAUCAUGUAAAAUUUGCCGGCAAAACAUCGAAAAUCGGCUAGGCCGUUGAAAAGUUCACAUUUUAUACUUAUAAAACUUAUUUUUGUUUGAAAAGGAUUACCUGAUUUAAAAAUGUGUACUGAUUGUAAUUGUCUUUUAUUCUUGUUGGGGUCAGUUCUUCCGUAUCAAAAUGUGUCAUUUUUAGUGACUAAACCAUCGUUAUCAUUUCCGCAAUGAAUAUGCUUAGUUAUGAUUGUUUGAUUAUUAAUAUACUUCUUAUAUACCCAUAAUCGUCGAUAGACAGUUUUUAGUAUCGCCUCAUCUAUACUAGAGAGUAGAGAAGUGUUUGUUUUUCUUUUUAUGCUUUGAGUUCUGGCCUAUAAAAUUGAACUAGAAGUAUCGAAUCUUCAGUUUUCGAUUUUUUCAUGUAUUUUAUUUGAGUUUUUAUUCAACUGUUAGAGUUACAAGUAUGA
Messenger RNA from Bolinopsis microptera, 5362 nucleotides. Its product is annotated as mast/stem cell growth factor receptor Kit-like. The record is from RefSeq and is a predicted model, not a curated record. Bases 645 to 3920 code for a protein of 1091 amino acids. Gene Ontology annotation, molecular function: transmembrane receptor protein tyrosine kinase activity; ATP binding. Gene Ontology annotation, cellular component: signaling receptor complex; plasma membrane. Gene Ontology annotation, biological process: protein phosphorylation; cell surface receptor protein tyrosine kinase signaling pathway; multicellular organism development. NCBI's taxonomy places the organism in Eukaryota, Metazoa, Ctenophora, Tentaculata, Lobata, Bolinopsidae. The transcript is spliced from 30 exons.